Molecule: messenger RNA, 2667 nt
Organism: Xiphophorus hellerii (green swordtail)
Lineage: Eukaryota; Metazoa; Chordata; Actinopteri; Cyprinodontiformes; Poeciliidae
Gene: slc6a20
Product: solute carrier family 6 member 20
Exons: 11
Coding region: 54-1853 (599 amino acids)
Biological process (GO): glycine transport; L-proline import across plasma membrane; sodium ion transmembrane transport
Cellular component (GO): plasma membrane; apical plasma membrane
Molecular function (GO): L-proline transmembrane transporter activity; proline:sodium symporter activity
Source: RefSeq, a predicted model, not a curated record
AGCUUAUAAGCACGCAGACUGUUGUGCGAAUAACAUUUCCACAGAACGCAGGCAUGGCAAAGGAUGCUCGAGACAACUGGGAAAGUCCCAUGCAGUUUGUAAUGGCUUGUGUUUCAUAUGCCGUCGGACUGGGAAACGUGUGGAGGUUUCCUUACCUCUGUCAAAUGCACGGUGGAGGGGGUUUCCUGAUCCCCUAUCUGCUCAUGCUGCUCCUGGAAGGCGUGCCUCUGUUCUACUUGGAGCUGGCCAUUGGUCAGAAAAUGCGUCUGGGCAGCAUCGGUGCAUGGACUGCUAUAAGCCCAUAUUUAGGGGGACUUGGACUUGCCAGUGUUGUGACAUCAAUGUACUUAUGUCUCUAUUACAACAUUAUCAAUGCAUGGAGUUUCUGGUACCUCUUUCACUCAUUUCAAUCUGUCUUGCCCUGGGCAGCUUGCCCUGUAAAUUCCAACCGGACCGGACCUAUAGAGGAGUGUGAAAAAGCUACACCCACCCAAUAUUUCUUCUAUAGAGAAACCCUUAAUGUCUCUCCCUCUAUUGAAAAGAAUGGUGGCAUUCACACAGGCCAGGCGCUGUGUUUCUUGCUAGCAUGGGUGAUAACUUAUCUAUUCAUUAUCCGAGGUGUAAAGUCAACUGGAAAGGUGGUAUACUUCACUGCAACAUUUCCAUAUGUUGUCCUGCUCAUCUACUUGAUUCGAGGCAUGACUCUUCAUGGAGCUCUAAAUGGUGUCAAAUACAUGUUCACACCCAAGAUGGAAGAACUUGCCAAUCCUACUACUUGGAUCAAUGCAGCCACUCAGAUCUUUUUCUCUCUGGGUUUGGGUUUUGGGUCACUCAUAGCAUUCGCCAGCUACAACCAGUACCACAACAACUUUGAGUGGCAGGCCAUCAUUGUCUCCCUUAUUAACAGUGGAACAUCCAUCUUUGCCUCCAUUGUCACCUUUGCCAUCUAUGGGUUCAAGGCAACUAUCAACUAUGAGAAUUGCUUGGAGAGGACACGCAUACUGCUGCUCAACUCUUUCAAUCUCGCCGAAGACAGCAUCAUCAUCAACAAUGUGUUUGAAAUGAUUGAGAAGCUGAACACAACAUUUCCAGAGCAGUUCGCUGAACUUAGCAACAAACUAGAAGACUGCAACCUGGAGAAUGAGCUAAGCACUGCUGUGGAGGGGACAGGGCUGGCCUUCAUAGUGUACAGUGAGGCCAUAAAGAACAUGCCAUUGUCUCAGCUGUGGUCAGUGCUCUACUUCUUCAUGCUUCUGAUGCUGGGAAUGGGCAGCAUGCUGGGAAACAUUACCGCCAUCACCACCCCACUACAGGACUUCAAAUUUCUGUCCCGCAUAAGCAACGAGGCUUUAAAUGGUUUUGUGUGCGUCCUCUGCCUUCUGCUUGGCCUUGGCUUCACAACAAGAUCAGGAAACUACUGGUUUACCAUGUUUAAUGACUAUGGAGCCACUUUCUCCCUGUUACUCAUUGUCCUUAUUGAGGUCAUAACUGUCAGCUACAUUUAUGGAAUCAAAAGGUUUGAAAAAGAUAUAGAAGACAUGCUGGGCCAUCGUCCUAAUUGGUUCUGGAAAAUCAUGUGGGGAGGAAUUAGCCCCCUACUUCUUAUCGGCCUCUUCUUGUUCUAUGUCAUUAACUACAUCCAAGGAGGAACACCCACCUACCAAGCAUGGAACAAAGAUCUGGGGAAAACCGAGCAGACGGAGUAUCCUCUCUUUGGUCAGGCUUUCAUCGGACUGCUCUUGGUGUCUUCAGUGAGCUGUAUUCCCCUCACAGCUUUGUAUAUCUUCUGUCAGAGGAGGAAACAUGCACAGCAACAUAAGCAACAGCAUACUGUAAAUACAGUAGCUGCUUAGUGACUGGACGGUGACAGGGACAAACUUCUGACUGUAACCUUCCUGCCACUUUCCUCAGCAGGGCUUUGGUCACCAGCUGGAAAGCAAGACUUUGGCUUCCAUCAUGGAUUACAGAAUGCAACAGUGGCAAAAGAAUAACCAGUCAUUUGUGUUUGUUAAUGUUUGUUUGUUAAAAAGAUAGAAAUAAAAAUGUAACUAAUAUUUUUAUGUGAGCCAGAGCUUUUAAAGGUUUUCAUCAUGGAAAAGAUCCUGAUGUUUUCUGACUAAUGUGGUAUUUAUAGAGAAAUCCAGUUGCACAUAAAAUUGGUAUUCAUUUUUUUUAUUAAUAUAUUUUUUCACUGAAUCAAUUGCUGCUUUGAGCCAAUCAACAACCUGUACACUACACUGAAGUAGAUUCAUUUGUUUUCUUCCACAGUAAGAAUCCACUGAUUAGCUUCAACUAGUUUCCACAUCUUUAACUGUGGCAUCUUAUGUACUGUAGGUUUCACCAUGUGUGUGAAUAAAGCGCAGUUUAUGUGAUUACCAGAUGUUUUUAACAAAUAUAGUUGUAUUCAGUAUUUUAUACGACAGUGGUUCCCUGUUUGUCUGAUAAUGACAUAUGUAGCUGUUGCCCACACAGUGAGCUAUUGUUUUUUAUUUUUCAUUUCAUAAACUUUUUGAGUUGGUUUUUUGUUUGUUGUGCUUAGAGCUGCACUGUCUUCUCAGCACAAUGGUUUCUAGUUCAAAUCAGAGCUCAGGCCUUUCACUACAGUUUAUUUUAAAUAUGUGGGUCAUCUGGAAACCUGGAGAUUAAAGGGUCUUUCUGUAAAUCUUC